Sorex fumeus (smoky shrew) is the source of this 2203-nucleotide messenger RNA. RefSeq names its product methenyltetrahydrofolate synthetase (gene MTHFS). Gene Ontology annotation, cellular component: mitochondrion. Gene Ontology annotation, molecular function: 5-formyltetrahydrofolate cyclo-ligase activity. NCBI's taxonomy places the organism in Eukaryota, Metazoa, Chordata, Mammalia, Eulipotyphla, Soricidae. Gene Ontology annotation, biological process: tetrahydrofolate interconversion; folic acid-containing compound biosynthetic process. The transcript has 4 exons. The record is from RefSeq and is a predicted model, not a curated record. Bases 17 to 634 code for a protein of 205 amino acids.
GUGGCGGCGUGCGGAGAUGGCGGCGGCGGUGCGCGGGGCCAAGCAGCGCCUGCGGGCCGAGCUGAAGCAGCGUCUACGGGCCGUGAGCGCCGAGGAGCGCCGACGCCAGUCUCACCUCCUGACGCAGAAGGUGCUCUCACACCCCCAGUACCAGAAGGCCAGGAGGGUCUCCAUCUUCCUGAGCAUGCCGGAUGAGGUGGACACGGGGGCCAUUGUCCACGACAUCUUCCAGCAGGGCAAAGCCUGCUUCAUCCCGCGUUACCAGCCUGGGAGCAGCCACAUGGACAUGGUGCGACUGACCUCCCCGGAUGAGCUGGCCGCCCUGCCCAGAACCUCCUGGAACAUCCAGCAGCCUGGCGAUGACGAGGUGCGCGAGGAAGCCUUGUCCACAGGAGGCCUGGACCUCAUCUUCAUGCCGGGGCUCGGCUUCGACACACAAGGCCACCGGCUGGGGCGGGGCAAGGGCUACUACGAUGCCUUCCUGCGGCGCUGCCUUGGCCAACAGCCGGCCGCACCCUACACUCUGGCCCUGGCCUUCCGCGAGCAGGUGUGUCCUUACGUCCCCGUGGAUGAGGGUGACAUGCGGGUGGACGAAGUGCUGUUCGAUGAGGAUCCUGCAUCUCCCACCUGCUGACAGGCCGGAUCGUGCCACCUCCAACAGAGCCUCCGGUGUCACUUUGUCAUGAUACAGCCAUGUUGCCCUCCACACGUGGGGUAGGCGACCAGGUAUCUCUGCUGUGUCGCUGGGGCCCUGCAUCCCAUGGAGACAUGGCCAGAACAGCAUCAUCUCCUGUCAUCUGAGGGGCCCUGGCGCUGAGUACUGCCUGCGGUCAACUCUGUGCCCUUCCCCUUGGAAUGACCUGGGAACAGCCUUGGGACUCAGGUCAAACCUGGGCCUGGACACCCUCACCUUCUGCCCGGAUACCCUCACCUCCUGCCCGAAUACCCUCCUGCUUAGACACCCUCACCUCCUGGACACCUUUGUUUCCUUCUGGACAUCCUCCCCUCCAACCCAGUGCCCUCACCUGCUACCUGGACACCCUCACCUGCCUAGAUACCCUAUUCGUGGUUGCUGCCCCAUGGCACUCACUCCUGGCCAGUCUGCAGCAGAAAGGGUGGGUAUGUGGCUUGCAGGUUCAAAGGCCGUAGAGUGCAGAGCUGGUGGUUCAGGGUCCAGUCGUAUCCCCUGGCUGGACUCCCACCCCAUCACCCUGGUCAUGGAGUGAGAGGGCACUUGGCUGGGCUAUGCAGAGGGCAGUGGCCUCCCGAUACUUGCGGGGGUUGGCACUGCACAGCCCCAGGGGAGCCUGGGCCUCUGUACUAAAUGAUGUCCAAUUUCUUCCUUAGACAUUUUCAUCAGCCAUGAAAAAUGGUUGGUCUUUUGCUGACAUUUCAGCCUUGGGAAGUCAUGUGCUCUAAGAGGCACAAGCUUUGCAAGGUAUUUGGAGCAGAAGAGGGGGAGGGACCCCAAGUCUGUUGUGGGACUGGUAACUGCUUAAGGAGGUGCUGGUCUCUCCCACCGCCCCAGCUGAGGGGUCUCCUCCCUCCCCCCACAGGUGUAGUGCACCGUUCCCUGGGACCCCAAACCAGCUUCCCCCCCUCUUUGGGCAUCUGGCAAGGUGGGGCCUAUGCUGUCCUCUCUGGGGUGCAGCAGGCAGCUCCGUGCCAGCUCAUCACUAACUCCCUCAUCUACUUCCCAUGGCUUCUUGGGGCCCAGCCAACCCCCUGAGGCUCUUAUUUGAAGCGGUAUAUUACCACCUCAGGAUGCUGCCAUGUCCCCCUCCCUCCUAAGCCAUCUAGACCCUCCUCCCAAGCUCAGCUAGUACCUGGGGACAGUGAAUCCUCCUUGGUGACUCGUGUGGCCACUGGGCCUGCAGCGCCCUGUUUGGGGCAGGCAUCCUGGGGAUACCUGGCACAGAGUUCCCUGUAACCCUCACUGUGCCCUCCAGCUCCCACCUGUCCUGGCCAUAGCCUGGCGACCCCGGGAGCCAGCACGCCUCUUGUUUCUGUCCAUCUGUAACCUCGGGGGAGGGAGGGUGCUGUGCCCAUGGCCCAGGUGCUGCCCGCUUGCAUCCUCCUGGCCCUCAACUGUACCCGCUUCCCAACCUCCACACUAAGUGACAAGCAUUUCCAGGGCACCUUGGCUGCUCUGCCUCUCCAGAUCAUCGUUUUUUAUGUGGCAACCCAAAAAAUGAUGAUUCGU